UAAAAGCUGUAUAUAUCUCCUUCAUUGCCGUCCAUUCUGCUUCGCUCUGAUGGGUUCCCUCGGGCUCCGCUUCCCCUCUCCAUCUCUCCGAAUUUUUUCUCCUAAAAAGCCGAAGGCGCCGCUUUCUGGGAUAAUCCGAUGCGGGCUGAGAGGCGGGCCGAGGAAGCCGCUGUGGCGGGGGCGGGUGCUGUCCACGGAGGCCAUCCACGCCGUCCAUGCCCUCAAGCUCGCCAAAUCCUCGCCAAAACCCAAACCCUCCUCCUCGCCCAAUACCAAACCUAAUAAUAGAAUGGAGGAGGUCUUCCGCGAUAAGCUCGGCCGGCUCCUGAAGGCGGACCAAAUCGCCGUGCUCGCCGAGCUCCGCCGCCAGAACGAAUGGGAGAUGGCCCUCCAGGUGUUUGCAUUUAUUCGAAAGGAGGUGUGGUAUAAACCAGAUCUAUCUCUCUACAGUGAUAUGAUUUUCAUGGUGGGAAAGAACAAGCUGAUUGAAAUUGCUGAGCAGCUUUUUUCUGAAUUAAAGAAAGAGGGCUUGCAACCUGAUACCAGGACCUAUACUGAAAUGAUAGGAGCCUUUCUGCAAGUUGGUAUGGUGGAGAAGGCAAUGGAUAUGUACAAGUUGAUGAAGGAGUCAGGCUGCAAUCCAGAUAAGUUGACCUUAACCAUUUUAAUCAGGAAUCUUGAAAAAGCUGGAGAGAAAGAUCUUGCCUCUGCUGUAAGGAAGGAAUGUGCGGAGUAUAUGGACUUCCCGGAGAAAUUUCUUGAAGAAGUUGACAAAAAAUUUCAUUUUUCUAUUUCCCUUCUGCAGCCAAAAAGGAGGUCACUCGAACUUGUUUGAAUUACAUGAGAUCAUUGCCCAUGAAAGCUGAUACAGUCCUCUUGCAAGGACAUAAACUUGGUUCACCAUUUGAGGGGCACAUCAGAAGUUAUGUCAAUGGCAUGGGUGUGGCUAUCUUGAGGUGCCCGCUAAGCUCAAAGCAUGAGAUGGAUAUAUCUGGAGCUUGGGCCACAUCUGCAACUUCUCGUGAGUUUCUCAAUUCCAUCAAAGGAGUAUAACUCUGCAAUCAUCAGGCAACAGAUAUUGUUCAUCUUUGUAGCAUGGAGUUAAAAGCAGUAGCAUGUACAUUUCUGAUUCAAAAAUCCCUGAAGUUAUUCAUGACGAUGGCUUGACUGAUUCACUUAGAACUUUCUCAUUAAAUAACUAAAUCUAUUUCGGUUGCUUGUU
Phoenix dactylifera (date palm) is the source of this 1222-nucleotide messenger RNA. Its product is annotated as protein THYLAKOID ASSEMBLY 8-like, chloroplastic. The record is from RefSeq and is a predicted model, not a curated record. Gene Ontology annotation, biological process: chloroplast organization; Group II intron splicing. Gene Ontology annotation, molecular function: RNA binding; protein binding. NCBI's taxonomy places the organism in Eukaryota, Viridiplantae, Streptophyta, Magnoliopsida, Arecales, Arecaceae.